GACCGAAGCAACUCGGCAGGUUGUGUGUCAUUUUCUGACUCGCCGUUUCUCUCACUCAGACGAAGUUUCCUUCUCAAUCAAAUCGGCGCCAAAGCUCAUCCCUGAAAGCCCUUUAUUUUAAUCAUCUCUCUCUCUCUCUAUAUAUAUAUAUUCGGUUUCUUCUGCUACUCGCCUGUACCUUUUCCUUCUUUCUUUCUUUUUAUAAUUCGUAUUUUUGUAUAAAAAAAAGAUUAAAAUUAGAUGUGAUCCAGAGAGGAAAAGGAAAGAGACUGACGAAUUGGGACGCAGUAUCGGUGACGGUGUUGUGUUGUGCUCAAUUUGGGUACCAAUAUAAUCGCCGUCGCGGUUGUCAUCAUCUUCCAUUUCCACUUGCUUAGUAUCAGUGGCAAGCGAUUCCAAUCAAAAGAUCAAAAGGACCAUCCAUAUUUGUAUUUUAUAUUAAUUUAUUAAGCCAUUGUCCCAAACUCCAAGUGUUCGUUCAUAAUUGGGCUUCUUGGAUUUCCCAAUUCAAUACAGAUUCCUUCAACUUCCUCCCAUUUCAAGGGCUUUAUUUUGUUUCCUUGAUCGCCGAUAAUAUUAUCUAAAUGGCGGCCGUUGGUGACGGAGAUGCUGAUGCUGUCCUUAGUGAUGUUGAGGAUGAUGACAAUCCCGUGCCAAUUACGAUCCGGAGUCCGGCUCCGGAAGAUGUCUCUGCUGACAGAGUUAGGGAGCUUCUCGUGGAGCUCGAUCGGGAGCGCCAAGCUCGCCAGACGGCCGAGAAUUCUAAAUCCGAAUUGCAAGUUUCCUUCAAUCGGUUGAAGGCGCUUGCUCACGAGGCUAUCAAGAAACGCGAUGAGUUCGGGAGGCAGAGAGAUGAGGCUUUGCUUGAAAUAGAAGAUGCUAAGAAUUCGAAAGACAAGCUUUUGAUGGAAUUGGCUGAGGCGAACAGAGUGAAGAAUGAGCUGUCGAUUCAGAGAGAUGAGAUUGCCAAGCAAUUCGAUGAAUUGGUGAAGGAGAGAGACGCUCUUCGAUCGGAAAUUGGAAAUUCUACCCAGAUGUUAGUGAAUGGGAUGGACAAAAUAUCUGCGAAGGUCAGUAUUUUCAAAAAUUUUGCUGGUAAUGGGUUAGCCAGAUCGCAGAAAUACACGGGUUUGGCAGCUGUAGCGUAUGGAGUAAUUAUGCGAGCUAAUGAAAUUGUUGAAGAGCUUGUUAAACAGAUUGAGUCAACUGCUAAAUCUAGGAAUAAGACAAGAGAGCAGAUGGAGCAGAGGAAUUAUGAGAUUGCCAUUGAGGUUUCUCAGCUGGAAGCAACAAUUAGUCAAUUAAGGGAAGAGGUCACAGAGAAAACUUCUAUCGUUGAGAAUUUGGAGAGAACGCUAGCCGAGAAGGAUGAAAAGGUAAAUGAAGCAGUAGAGUUGAAACAGAUUGUCAUUGAUUACGAUGACAAGUUGAGUAAGUUAGAGACAACCAUGGAAUUACAGAGGACUUUAUUGAUCGAUCAGUUGAGUUCUGUCUCUAAAAUUCAUAACCAGACUUACCAUGUUAUUAAGAUCAUUGAUGCAAAUCAUUCUGAAGUGUCGGAAUCCUUGUUUCUUCCUCAAGUAACAGACAAUGAUGGACUUAUACGCGCCUCCUUGGCAGGGAUGGAAUCUAUAUAUGAAUUGAUUAGGAUUGUUGCCGAGAAAGCUAAGGAUGUGUUUGAAAAUAAGAAUAAUGAAAUCAGGACUUUGGAAGAUACAGCUACUCGAUUAGUUAGGGAGAAAGAUCAAAUUGGUUCUUUACUUAGAAGUGCUUUGUCGAAGAGGAUAACAUCUGAUCCAUCUUCCAGAAAAAAUGAGUUGUUCCUAGCUGCAGAAAAUGGUUUGAGGGAGGCUGGGAUAGAUUUCAAAUUUAGUAAGCUUCUUGGAGACGGAAGGGAUGCAGCUUCAAACGACAAGGCAAAUGUAACGGAAAAAGAAGAGGAUGACAUAUGCUCUUUGGCUGCUGCUUUGGAGAACGUUGUUAAGGCCUCUCAGCUUGAGAUUAUUGAUCUGCAGCAUGCUAGAGAUGAAUUAAGGACAGAGUUGAGUUUACUUAAGCAGCACGUCGAAGAUCAGGCCAAAGAGCUGAACCUUAGAAUGCAACGAAUAGAAGAACUUGAAGAGAAGGAGAAAGUUGCAAAUGAAAGUGUUGAGGGGUUAAUGAUUGACAUUGCUUCUGCUGAAGAAGAAAUUAAUAGAUGGAAGGUGGCAGCAGAGCAAGAAGCUGGCGCAGGAAGAGCUGUUGAACAAGAAUUUGCCACACAGCUGUCAGCAGUUAAGCAGGAACUUGAGGAGGCAAAGCAAUCCAUGCUGGAAUCGGAGAAAAAACUAAAAUUCAAAGAAGAGACGACAACUGCUGCAAUGGCAGCAAGGGAUGCAGCAGAGAAAUCUUUGAGGCUGGCAGACUUGAGGGCAUCACGGCUAAGGGAAAGAGUGGAGGAGCUUACACGUCAGCUCGAAGAGUUCGAGAGCAGGGAAGACUCAAGGAGCCGAAGUAGGCCUAGAUAUGUGUGCUGGCCAUGGCAGUGGCUUGGCAUGGACUUUGUAGGACCUCAUCGGCCUGAUGCACAACAAUUACAGGCUUCAAAUGAGAUGGAGCUCUCUGAACCUUUCUUAUAAUUGCACCAUUUGUUCUGCUUUUCUUAUUGUGAUUUCUUCAUUUUCACAUUUACCGAAAAUGUAGCUUGUAGCACCAAUCUCUUGAACAAUCUCUUUGGUGGAGCAAUGGUGGUAUUAAUGGGCCACCAUUAUACUGUACAGCCCGAGUAUCUGCUGGUUUUGACCUACCA
Neltuma alba is the source of this 2788-nucleotide messenger RNA. Its product is annotated as myosin-9-like. NCBI's taxonomy places the organism in Eukaryota, Viridiplantae, Streptophyta, Magnoliopsida, Fabales, Fabaceae. Bases 585 to 2618 code for a protein of 677 amino acids. The transcript is spliced from 5 exons. The record is from RefSeq and is a predicted model, not a curated record.